Dioscorea cayenensis subsp. rotundata (Guinea yam) is the source of this 2559-nucleotide messenger RNA. RefSeq names its product conserved oligomeric Golgi complex subunit 4. The transcript has 2 exons. The coding region runs from base 153 to 2411 and encodes 752 amino acids. NCBI's taxonomy places the organism in Eukaryota, Viridiplantae, Streptophyta, Magnoliopsida, Dioscoreales, Dioscoreaceae. The record is from RefSeq and is a predicted model, not a curated record.
UUUGUGCGGGAAGGUGUCCCGGUUAGGUUCCAUCAAAUCACUGAACCGGCCUAGUUACCGUGACGCAACUUGGCUCCAGACCUGAAAAUUAAAACAAAAGACACAUGGCAUCGGCAUAGAUCUUUCGAUCUCCCUCUGCACUCCCUCCGGCCAUGGCGAUGGCCUUCUCUCCAAGGAGCAUCACCCCCAUCAUCAUCCCCUCUUCAGACCCCAACCCCUCUGCCCCAGACCCUUCCCCUUCAAUCGACUUCGGGAACCCUGAUUCCCUCUCGGAGAUCCGCUCCCUCACCGACGUCGGCACCAUGACUCACCUCCUCCACGAGUGCGUCGCCUACCAGCGGUCCCUCGACCUCCGUCUCGAGUCCCUCCUCUCUACCCGCACUGAUCUCGACCGCCACCUCUCCUCCCUCUCGCGCUCUUCCCACCUCCUCGACCUUGCCCGCUCCGAAGCCUCCCACCUCCUCCUUUCCCUCCAGUCCGCCUCCUCCCUCGCCGACUCCGUCAGCCGCAAGGUUCGCUCCCUCGAUCUCGCGCAGUCUCGCGCUCUCUCCGCCCUCUCCCGCGCUGACGCUAUCCUCCGCCGCUCCCACCUCCUCGAUCUCUGCCGCCGCUCUCUCUCCUCCGACGAUCUCGAGUCAGCCGCCGACUCCAUCCGCUCCUUCCUCGAGAUCGACGCUCAAUUCCCCGACCCCUCCUCCGAUCACCGCGACCAGCUUCUCCACCUCAAACGUGAUCUUGAAUCCACCAUCCGGAAACGCCUAUCGGCCGCCAUUGAUCAACGUGACCAUCCGUCCAUCCUCCGCUACGUCCGCAUCUUCCCUCCUCUCGGUCUUCAAGAAGAAGGGUUGCAGACUUACGUUUCAUAUCUGAAAAAGGUCAUAGCCCUCCGAUCCCGAUUGGAGUUCGAGCACCUUGCUGAGCUCGCCGAGCAGGCUCCACCGCAGAGCAACCAACUGAACUUUGUUGGAUGCAUUACCAAUCUCUUCAAAGACAUUGUACUUGCUGUUGAGGAGAAUGAUGAGAUCCUCCGCAGCCUUUGCGGAGAGGACGGUAUUGUAUAUGCUAUACUUGAGCUCCAGGAUGAAUGUGAUUCGCGGGGAACUCAGAUCUUGAAGAAGUACAUGGAUCACCGGAAGCUCGCCCGGUUGGCAUCGGAGAUUAACUCGUAUAGCAAGAACUUGCUCUCGGUGGGAGUUUUGGAAGGACCGGACCCGAGGGAGGUCGAAAUGUAUCUGGAGGAGAUCUUAUCACUAACGCAGCUUGGCGAGGACUACACCGAGUUCAUGAUUUCAAAGAUUCGGGGGCUUGCUUCUGUAGAUCCCAAGCUUGGUCCACGGGCAACCAAGGCAUUCCGGAGUGGAAGCUUCAGUAGAAUGGUGCAAGAUCUCACUGGGUUUUAUGUGAUUCUUGAGGAAUUCUUUAUGGUGGAGAACGUUAGGAAGGCAAUUAAGAUCGAUGAGCAUGUGCCAGAUAGUUUGACAACUUCGAUGGUGGAUGAUGUGUUUUAUGUGUUGCAGAGCUGUUGUAGGAGAGCGAUCUCAACAACUAGUAUUAACUCAGUUUUUGCAGUGCUCAGUGGGGCAAUGAAUCUACUGAGCAAUGAGUAUCAGGAGGCAUUGCAACAGAAGAUGAGGGAGCUGAAUUUGGGGGCAAAACUCUUCUUAGGGGGAGUAGGGGUGCAGAAAACAGGGACGGAUCUGUCCACGGCUUUGAACAAUAUGGAUGUGAGCACAGAGUACGUUUUGAAGCUCAAGCAUGAGAUUGAGGAGCAGUGUGCUGAGGCUUUCCCUGCACCAGCUGACAGAGAAAAGCUGAAAUCUUGUCUGUCUGAACUUGGGGAAAUUAGCAGCAGCUUCAAGCAGAUCCUAAAUGCAGGAUUGGAGCAGCUAGUCGUCACGGUGACCCCUCGCAUCCGACCAGUACUGGACAGUGUUGGGACCAUUAGCUAUGAGCUCACUGAUGCUGAGUACGAAGAAAAUGAGAUGAAUGAUCCAUGGGUUCAGAAACUUCUUCAUGCUGUUGAGACUAAUAUUGUGUGGCUCCAAUCAGCUAUGACAUCCAACAAUUAUGAUUCAUUGGUUCAUCUGAUAAUCGAUUUCAUUGUGAAGAGGCUUGAGGUGAUCAUGAUGCAGAAGAAGUUCAGCCAGCUUGGUGGCCUCCAACUUGAUCGGGAGGUAAGAGCAUUGGUGAAUCAUUUCUCAGAGAUGACUCAAAGACCAGUGAGAGACAAAUUUGCUCGCCUCUCCCAGAUGACAACCAUCCUCAACUUCGAGAGGGUCUCUGAGAUUCUGGACUUCUGGGGAGAGAAUGCAGGACAUAUGACAUGGUUGCUUACUCCAGCUGAGGUUAGGAGGGUGUUGGGUCUUAGAACAGACUUCAAAGCUGAAGCUAUUGCUGCUUUGAGGUUGUAGUACAUUGUUAUUUCAUGCUUUUGAUCUCCAUGUUUUCAGUAUUUUUGCUUCUCAUUAAUUUUAUCGGCUCCUGGUUGUAUACAGAAUAGAGAAGGAUACAGAUCUACAUCUUAUCUUGUUUAUCCAAAGACAUGCAUUCCCUUUUGAA